GAUCGGUUGUUUGGCCUUCACAAACAAACGCUCCUUACAAGCAAAUCAUGAGUCAAUACGUGCAUGUACCUAAAUCAGAACUCGACGAGGCUCAGCUGCGCCAGCUGGAAGAGCACGAAAUCAGCCAGGGGCCCCUUUCAGUGCUGCAACAGGCAGUCCGCAACCAUGCCCAAGUCCUCAUUUCUUUGCGAAAUAACAAAAAGCUUCUUGCUCGUGUAAAGGCCUUUGAUCGCCACAGUAAUAUGGUACUUGAAAACGUCAAAGAGAUGUGGACCGAAGUCCCUAAGGGUAAGAACAAGAAGCCAGUCAACAAGGAUCGGUUUAUCAGCAAAAUGUUCUUGCGCGGAGACUCGGUGAUUCUUAUUCUGCGCAACCAAGCUUAGAUCUGUACCGAACAGUCUUCAAGGGCCGAGUGCACUCUGUGGCCCAACUCAUCCCUUGUGCGGUUCUACUCCAUGUAUAGAAUUUUCUCGGGCUUGCUCCGACACUGCACUACAUCAUCCUAAAAACCACUGAAAAUCAGAUACUUGUAAAGGAGAUACGAAUCUAUGAUGGGGCAAAAUUUCGAAAGAAAAUGUGAUGUGGUUGAGGAGCUACAAAAGUUUCGCUGAAAGUUUUGAUAUCCCAGAGAAUGAUAGUACCCUAGCUUACUUGCAUUCGAAGCGGAUCUGAAAAGUACGUCGUGCAUGUGAAUUAUAUUGGGCUCAAUCUUCGUAGUACUGUCUUUGGGUUC
Messenger RNA from Suillus subalutaceus, 733 nucleotides. RefSeq lists its product as uncharacterized. Gene Ontology annotation, molecular function: RNA binding. Gene Ontology annotation, biological process: RNA splicing; spliceosomal snRNP assembly. The record is from RefSeq and is a predicted model, not a curated record. NCBI's taxonomy places the organism in Eukaryota, Fungi, Basidiomycota, Agaricomycetes, Boletales, Suillaceae. The transcript has 6 exons. The coding region runs from base 48 to 383 and encodes 111 amino acids. Gene Ontology annotation, cellular component: U2 snRNP; U5 snRNP; precatalytic spliceosome.